Molecule: messenger RNA, 3185 nt
Organism: Amoebophrya sp. A25
Lineage: Eukaryota; Dinophyceae; Syndiniales; Amoebophryaceae
Source: the annotation of a GenBank genome assembly
UUGCAUUCGUUGCAAUCCUAACGAUUUCUUAUUGAAUAGAGAAGUCAGAGAUCAAUUUCCGUGAUGUAGUGCUGGUACUGUGAAUGGCGCUAGUGCAUCGAAUCUUUGCAAUCCCUAGCAUAUUUCGAGUACGUCAUUGUCGUCAACUAGCGUCGCACGCCUGAUAGUUGUAGAUCCCACUAGUACUUGUUGGAUAUUUGUUUCAGUCAUUGUCUACGGAUUUGUCAGUCCAAGUAUUUUAUCUUAGUUCUGUGAUAGAGGUAAAGAAUUCCUUUUCUAUUUCUAGAUCUAGAAGAUGGAGUUUGUGCGUUUGCAACAAUUGUCGCGCCCUGACGCGGUCCAAACCUUUGGACAAUUAGGACAGGAAUUCGACUCCGAGAGUUCUUCCUCUUUUGCACAGCAGCACGUUGGAACCAAGCAAUUCGAGAAUUUCCGUCCGCGAGUCGAAGGCCUGACGUGCGCCGAGCGAGAACCCGUGGUCGCACUGGCUUACACACCCUAUGGCAAAAAAGCGCAACUAGCAGUGGCCCAUGGAACGAAAAUCAGCUUCUGGAAUGCGAAUAAAGCAGCAAGCAACAAUAAGGGAGGAGCGGCUUCUAAAAAGAAGAGGAAAGGAGCAACUGCGACGAGCAGUGCAGUGAACAGUGUUCCACUAGAGGCGAUGACAGAACCAGCUUACAGUGUGAACAAAUUCAAAGAUCUGGCGACCUGUCUCUCGGUACGAGCAGACGGCAAAUUGCUUGUAGCAGGAGAAGCAGGCGGCAGUCUGGCUGUUCUAGAAUGGGAGGAAGGAAGGUAUUCAAGAACAUUUUCAAUUUAUUGUUGAAGUAACUAGUUGUAUUAGGGAAAUUGAAUUCGGAUUACUAUGUAUUACAUCUAGAAGAAAAUGCUUCUUAUGUGUGAACCAUAAUGUUGUUGGUGAGAACUUCUUUUACUUCUAGAAUGAGAGAAGGGCACGGGACUUUUACAUUUGCACUCUUCAUUCUCUGAAAAAUCAUUAACCAAAUCAAAGAAAUGAAAACCAAUUUUAUCUCCACAACCACAGCGUUCUCCGUCGUCUGAAGGGUCACUCGAAUGCGCCAUUGUGCUGCGGCUUUUCUUCGGGCUUGACUCAGAUUCUUUCUGGUGGAAAGGACCGAACUUUGCGAUUGUACGAUAUUUCCGCGAGCUCUAAUGCUAACUUACUCACUUGGAACCAUGCCCAUGCGGAUUUCGUGAAAGCGCUUGCACCGAGUCCGGAUCAGCCCUUCGUCUGGCUCACUGGUGGCGCCGAAGGCGUCUGUAAACUUUGGGACUCUCGGAUCGACAAUCGCAGGAAUCAGUCGGGAUCAGGGACAGGAGUAGAAGGUUCUAUUUCUACCCCUGGUGCGGCAGCUCAUUACAACGGCUGUAUUGGAAGUUUUGGAACCACAUCAAGUGGAGCUAGUGAUGUACAUAAACAAAUGGUGCUGGAUCCAGUAGAGGCCGUUGCAUGGUAUCCAGGGAGCACGAUGUUCGUGUCGGCUGCUGGAACAAGCGUCCGCGUCUGGGACGUGAGGAAAGGAGGAAAUGACGGUACUACAACUAUUAUGAACAAUUCAGUUACAACUUGGAAACUUUUUUUUUGUAGUGCCAUGCAUAUAGGAGGGAAGAGCUUGCAUGUUUAUCUGAGAAAUAGGAUAAGGAUUAUAUCGAUAUUUUUAUAGAUGUUGAUCUCGAUCUGACGAGCCUGACCGCGCAAUAUCUUCUUUUACCCACCUAACUAAUAUACCUCCUUUUACCACAGGUUUGUUGUCUUGCUUUGGGUCGUCCCACCAUACCAAGGAGCUGACGGACGUGUCGGUGUCUGAAAGCGGCGACUUCAUCGUCUCUGGUUCGCUCGAUCAUACGUGCCGAGUCUGGGACGCGCGAUCCUACGGUCAUGUCUACGCUUUUGCACAUGAGAGUGCGGUUAGCAAGUGCAGCUUUGGCGGCAGCGACGAUUUCCUUGCGGUCGGACAGCAGAACGGACGAUUCACUGUGCGGAAGCAGUUCAAACCAAAAAGAAAUCCAGAUGGAUCUAUUUCUACGCAGAAAAUCACAAAGAAGAAGAAGAUUGUGAACAAAGCAGCAAUUGGGCAGCCAUUGACAACGCGGUACUACAAGCGUGGACAGGCAGCCGAGCCAGAAGCUGGCGACGAAGUCGUCAACGGACUAGCGAAAAAACAAAAACUCACACAUGUUGAGCACAGCCUGAGAAAAUUUCAGUACCGAAAGGCGUUGCAGCAAGCCAUAUCUUGUGGCUCUUUUAGCUACGCUUUGUCUUUCCUCGACGAGCUGGAAAGUCGCUCUGCGACGAGACAAGCAGUGAGCGGCCUGUCAGACCAGGAAUUGCUGGAUUUGUUGCAGUGGCUUGGCAGAGUGAUCGACCUGGGAGAAGCAGUUUGCUUUCGCAAACUAAUCGCAAACCUGUUUGAGGAAUUGUGCAGAGCGAACGAAGAACAAGCGGGACUGAUUGCAGCAGGUGGCCUCGUAGGUGGAAGCUCGGGUUCCUAUGGCUCAGUUGGUCCAUCUUCAGGUUCUUCUUCUAAAGGUCGCAGCCUUAAUACCUCAAGCUCAACAACAGGCGCGGCUCCAGGAACAAGCGCAUCUGCAGUUGUAACGAAUAGCAUAACCGGCACAGCAUCCUUAACCGACAGUAAAAAUCCGUUUCUGUUGCGGGAGCUAGAAGUGAUUCGGGGAAAGGUGAAUUCCGAACUCAAUAUGCAACAAAAGACGCUGCGACCGUUGCUGGGGAUACUCGAUACUCUCCUUUCGCAAUAAGUGUCGCAGAAGACCUAGACCUACGUUUCAGUCUAUUAUUUUUACAAUUACAACUAACUCCAUGCUCUUCAUCCAAACAUUUAUAGUACCAAUACUUACAACGUCCACGUCGAACUUAAGGACUCGACAACUUUCAUCAUCCUGUAUUUAUGUUUCUGGUCACUUAAAGAUCAUGUUUUUUUCCUUGCUAGGCGGACCUCUUGCAAUCAUACCUUACCUGCUCUGAGAACGGAACCCUGGGACUAUCAAGGCUUGAAGGAUAAGGAUGGACUUCCUGAUCACUUGCGCGCAUUUCGCGUCGUUCGCGGACUAGUCGUGGAGUCCUUGUUCUGUUACUGCACGACCACGAUGAGCAUGCAUCCUCGAAUAAAAUCGCCACUUCCACCUCCCACUGCAAAGCUGAG